CCUAGCCUGCCCAACUCUUUCAUAGGCGAGCUCUGGGCACUUCUUCCUAAUCAUGAUUCUGCCUCACUGCUUGUGAACAACUAUUUCAAUCACAUUCACUGGUUCAUGCUAUUGUUUCACCAGCGCAACUUUAGGAACCGCUUUGAACGGCUUUACGAGCCAGGUAGACGACAAGCCCUCCCAGCAGGUUCUACUAGCCAAGUUGGAUACGUAGCUGUACUCCUAUCUGUAUGUGCAAUCAGUCUUGAGUAUACUACCGCAUCUCAGAGACAGGCUUUGGAGAGUCAAGGGACGGACCCGGAAAGCUUGAGGAAUAAAAUUCUUAUGACAAUGAAGCUAAGGCUGCUGGACAUAUUGUCACUAGGGUCACUGGAAGCUGUGCAAACAUGCGUACUGUUGGGCAGCUACUACCUAUAUCAUGGACAACCAGAGCUAGCUUGGCCACUUUGUGGAUGUGGACUGCGUAUUGCGCAGGCCUUGAAUCUGCACCGGAAGAUGGCAUCUCAUGGCGCUGACCAGGAAAGAUUCGAUCAACCCACCAUUGCUGCUAGGCAGCGGUGUUGGUGGGCGGUGUACGAAAUCGAGACAUUCUGCUCCAUGAUGUACGGCUUCCCUCUGGGCAUAUCAGAUAGCGAUUGCGAUGUUGAGGAAUUAAAUCCUCAUGAUGGUUGCUCUGUCUCUACUACCGAUGAUGAAGAUCCUGGCCAACCGAACCUACUCUUCUUCAAAUGUGCCAUGUCGAAACUGUCAAGGAUUGUCAGGUGUGCCUUGACGGAUCUUUAUGGCACGCAUAGAAACCUUGAUAGGCAAAAUCGGCCGAUUGUGGACGAUUCUUCGCGACUCCAGAGUCUGAUCGCCAAGGUGGCCGAUCUGGACGAGAGACUUUCCCAGUGGCAGGAAGCUCUUCCGACCAAACUACGACCAACUACCUUGCAACAACAAUCGGCUCAAAGCAGUGCUGAGACGGGGAGCACCGAAUCAUUCACUGAGAAACUGUUCCACCUCCAAGCUCUGAUUCUUAAAUUAGCUUACGAAAACGCCAGAAUUCUCGUCCACCGGCCGCUACUGUCAUACAAAAUGGUGAUCACGGAAAAUGCGGACCCGUCCAAUAGUAGAUCGUGCGACGAUCCAUUUCAACGUUCAGUGCAGUGUUGUCGAGAUGCUGCCCUACAGGUCUCACGUAUCGGAUCCAACCCAAUAUUUCGACAAGUAUCAGACACGUAUGCCGUUACUUUUGUCUCCCUCCACCUAUUCACUGCUGGCGUUACACUCUGUAUCAUGACCAGCCUCGAUCCGCUUAGUCGCGAAUCCCAUGAAUCGAAACUUGGCAUCCGUGGUUUAAUGGAGAUGCAAACCAUUUUGAAACCAAAGUCAAUUGCCGCAGCACAGGGACUCGAUAUCUUACGAAACCUCUUAUCCUUGGUCAUGGCCAAGGAAAUAAGCAACUUGUUUGAGAUUCCGUCGCCUAGCGAGGAGUCGUCAACAGCC
Trichoderma virens Gv29-8 is the source of this 1488-nucleotide messenger RNA. RefSeq lists its product as uncharacterized. NCBI's taxonomy places the organism in Eukaryota, Fungi, Ascomycota, Sordariomycetes, Hypocreales, Hypocreaceae. The transcript has a single exon. The record is from RefSeq and is a predicted model, not a curated record. Gene Ontology annotation, biological process: DNA-templated transcription. The annotation marks the transcript as partial. Gene Ontology annotation, molecular function: zinc ion binding; DNA binding.